Molecule: messenger RNA, 429 nt
Organism: Theileria annulata
Lineage: Eukaryota; Apicomplexa; Aconoidasida; Piroplasmida; Theileriidae
Exons: 4
Coding region: 1-429 (142 amino acids)
Source: RefSeq, a predicted model, not a curated record
AUGAUUUCUAAUAAUAAUAGAUUAUAUAUUUUAGUCUCGAUUUAUCAUUCUUUUACACAUUUAUUUCAUAGAUUUUCAAAUUCAACAGAAGAAUCCGAGAAUUUAAAUUGUUUAAAUAUUGACCAGUCUGAUAUCGAGGCAUAUUUUAAGGCGAACAUUAUUUUACAGUAUGGAAUCCUGGGAUAUGUGGGAUUUCCAUUUAAAGUAUUACAAUACGACAAUGUAAAAAACAUUUUCAUAAUUGAAACUAAUAACGAUUGUUUGACAAAGUUACAUCUAAUUAUUUCAAACCAGUUUCCUGCACAGUGCCCAGUAGAUUUUUCAACCAACAUACUAAAUUCAAAAAUGCAAUAUAAAUUUAAAAUACUGAAAUUUAAUAACAGCUUAUCAUCAUUAAUUCAUGAUGAUUUUGUUCUCAACACAUCUUAA